AUGUGUCUUCCGCUAAGGGAAACUCUGCCGAAAUUUCGUGGACGCCGACACUUGUGAAAAUAUCGAGGGAGCUGAGUGUGGACAGCAAAGGGGAGCUGAAAUUCGUCAUUUCUCAAGGAGAAGAUGAAUGAGAGAGGAGGAGAUGCUAAUGGAAGAGGAGCUGUAGCUGAGAAGACAAGUUAAGGGAGCUAAUGGGGAGCUUGUGGGGCUUGGGAAUGUUCUGCUGGUUAAAGGCUUGUCUGCUAACCUUCUCUCUGUGCGGCGACUGCAGAAGAGUAAGGCCGAAGUGACCUUUGGACCAACCAGCUGCCGUGCUAAGCUUGGGAAGAAGGUGCUGUGGAGUUUGGAAGAGGAGACCAGCUGCAUCAAGGACCUGUGGCAGCUGCCCAUCAUCCCAUGGAAUGGGAAGACUCCAACAGCAGCAACGGCAGCAGCGGCAAAGGCAACAGCAGGAGGAGAUGCAACUGCACCAACUGAUGGGGUCCUGGAAGCAGUCAAGAAAGUGCAGCAGCAGCAGACACAUGUGACAAUGGUGGGGAGUUCAUUGGAGCUGAUUUUGAGGGGGAGUUGAAGAGGAAGGGGAUCCAGCAUCAACUGACAGUGCCCUACAAUCCGCAGCAGAAUGGCGUGGCUGAGAGGUUCAACAGGACCCUGCAGGAGGGGGCACGCACUCUCCUUGGGCGUGCAGGGCUACCUGAUCCGUUUUGGGUGUCUGCACUGAGGCAGGUCGCCCUUGUGAAGAACAGGGUGCUGGCUACAGUUGGAGAUAAGGAGUGGAUCCCAUAUAUCAAGUGGUAUGGGAGUGCUCCAGCUGUGAACAUGCUGAGGGCAUUUGGGUGCAUGGUAGUGUUUCAUGUGCCUAAGGAGAAAAGAGGGAAGUUGGAGGCUUCUGGAAGAUGGGGUGUGCACUUGGGGAUUGCAAAGGAUCACAAGGGAUGGCUGCUAUGGGACUUGACCACCCAGAAGCUGACAGUGUCAAGGGAUGUGAAGUUUCUUGAGUCCCUGUACUACAAGGAAUGGAAGCA
Molecule: messenger RNA, 1025 nt
Organism: Closterium sp. NIES-67
Lineage: Eukaryota; Viridiplantae; Streptophyta; Zygnematophyceae; Desmidiales; Closteriaceae
Source: the annotation of a GenBank genome assembly